Molecule: messenger RNA, 4279 nt
Organism: Sesamum indicum (sesame)
Lineage: Eukaryota; Viridiplantae; Streptophyta; Magnoliopsida; Lamiales; Pedaliaceae
Product: cellulose synthase A catalytic subunit 2 [UDP-forming]
Biological process (GO): cellulose biosynthetic process
Cellular component (GO): membrane
Molecular function (GO): cellulose synthase (UDP-forming) activity
Source: RefSeq, a predicted model, not a curated record
GCUACUCACACUCACGCACAUAUUUCUAUUUCUUUUCUAGUUUUUCUUAAAUCUGGUUUGUCUUUGUGGGGAUCCUGGACCCUUCCCUUCUUCAACCAUUUGAUUCUCUGAUCCACACCUCACUACACACAACAAAAAUACUUCUAAAAGAGGGAGACCCUUUCUCACCAACAGGGGUUUCUCUCAAGCAAAGAAUCCCCUCUCUCUGUUUAAAUAAUAAAACCCACAUUUCGGUUCACUGAAUGUGUUAAUCCUGUUGUGUUGUGUUUUUCCUGGCGUCUGUUAAUCUGUCGUUUUCAGUUGAUUGUUGAAUGCCAAGGGUUUUUGUGUUUUAAGAGGAGAGGAAGGAGAAUAAAACAGAAGCCCUUCCCUUCAUUUCUCUCUUUCUUUCUUUGAUGGGUGUUGCCCCAAAAACAUGUUCUUUCUUCUUGCUCUCUCUUCUCAGUGAUUGUUAAGCUGUGUGGGAGAGUGGAAGGUGGGCUUUUGAGGGGUUCUUUCAGUUUCUUGAGAUGGAUACUAAAGGGAGGCUUGUUGCUGGUUCACACAACAGAAAUGAGUUUGUACUCAUCAAUGCUGAUGAGAUUGGAAGAGUGACUUCUGUGAAAGAGUUGACUGGACAGAUCUGUCAGAUUUGUGGAGAUGAGAUUGAAUUUACUGUAGAUGGGGAGCCUUUUGUUGCUUGCAAUGAAUGUGCAUUCCCUGUUUGUAGACCAUGCUAUGAAUAUGAGAGGAGGGAGGGAAAUCAAGCUUGUCCUCAGUGCAAAACCAGAUACAAGCGCAUAAAAGGGAGCCCCAGAGUUGAUGGAGACGAAGAUGAAGAUGAAUUUGAUGAUUUGGAGAAUGAAUUUGAUUAUAAUGGCAAUGAAAGGAGAGAUCACCAGCAUAUUGCUGAGGGGGCUCUCUCUGGUAGGCUUAAUAUUGGCCGUACUGCUUCUGGAAUCACUACUCCCUCGGAACUGGAUGCCACUGCCAUCAACUCAGAAAUUCCUCUCCUUACUUAUGGUCAAGAGGAUGACACGAUUUCUGCCGACAAGCAUGCUCUCAUUAUCCCUCCCUUUAUGGCUCGUGGAAAGCGCGUCCAUCCUAUGCCAUUUACUGAUUCCAGCAUGACUUUACCACCACGACCAAUGGAUCCUAAGAAAGACUUAGCUGUUUAUGGUUAUGGUACUGUUGCCUGGAAGGAAAGAAUGGAGGAAUGGAAGAAAAAACAAAAUGAUAAACUUCAAGUGGUUAAGCAUCAAGGCAAUCAGGGUGGUGCUAAUGGAGAUGAGCUGGAUGAUCCUGAUUUACCUAAGAUGGAUGAAGGCAGACAACCGCUUUCGAGGAAGCUGCCAAUUCCUUCGAGCAAGAUAAACCCUUACAGAAUGAUCAUUCUACUCCGGAUGGCAGUUCUUGGAUUGUUCUUCCACUAUAGAAUUCUCCACCCCGUCAAUGAUGCGUAUGGAUUAUGGCUGACAUCAAUUAUAUGUGAGAUAUGGUUUGCUGUGUCGUGGAUAUUUGAUCAGUUCCCAAAGUGGUUCCCUAUUGAGCGGGAAACAUACCUAGACAGACUCUCACUAAGGUACGAGAAAGAAGGAAAGCCGUCUGAGCUAGCCGCUGUGGACAUAUUUGUUAGUACAGUGGAUCCGUUGAAGGAACCUCCACUUAUUACUGCAAACACUGUUCUCUCUAUACUUGCCGUGGAUUACCCAGUCGACAAGGUCGCGUGCUAUGUCUCUGACGAUGGUGCUGCAAUGCUUACUUUUGAAGCUCUUUCUGAGACAUCCGAGUUUGCCAGGAAAUGGGUCCCAUUCUGCAAGAAAUUUAGCAUAGAGCCUCGGGCACCUGAAUGGUACUUUGCUCAAAAGGUUGACUAUUUGAGAGACAAAGUAGAACCAACAUUUGUGAGGGAACGUCGUGCAAUGAAGAGAGAAUAUGAAGAAUUUAAAGUUCGAAUAAAUGGAUUGGUUGCUAUGGCACAAAAGGUUCCUGAGGACGGUUGGACCAUGCAAGAUGGAACUCCGUGGCCUGGAAAUAAUGUCAGGGACCAUCCUGGAAUGAUCCAGGUAUUCUUGGGUCAAAAUGGUGUUCGGGACAUUGAAGGAAAUGAGUUGCCUCGUCUUAUAUAUGUUUCUCGUGAGAAGAGGCCUGGAUUUGAACAUCACAAAAAAGCUGGUGCUAUGAAUGCUUUGAUACGGGUGUCAGCUGUCAUCUCAAAUGCUCCUUACCUACUUAAUGUUGAUUGUGAUCAUUACAUAAAUAACAGCAAGGCUCUUAGAGAAGCUAUGUGUUUCAUGAUGGACCCCCAAGCUGGAAAGAAAAUAUGCUAUGUGCAAUUUCCUCAAAGAUUUGAUGGAAUUGAUCGGCAUGAUAGAUAUUCAAAUCGCAAUGUUGUCUUUUUUGAUAUAAAUAUGAAAGGGCUUGAUGGAAUCCAAGGUCCAAUUUAUGUGGGAACUGGAUGUGUCUUCAGGAGGCAAGCACUGUACGGAUAUGAUGCCCCCAAGAAGGCAAAACCCCCUGGCAAAACAUGCAAUUGUUGGCCAAAAUUGUGUUGCUGCUGUUGCAGCUCGAGAAAGAAGAACAAGAAAGGGAAAUCAAAGGAAAAUAAGAAAAAGAGUAAGAGCAGGGAAGCUUCAACCCAGAUUCAUGCUCUUGAAAAUAUUGAGGAAGGAAUCGAAGGAAUUGACAGUGAAAAAUCAUCCCUCAUGCCCCAGAUAAAGUUUGAGAAAAAAUUUGGGCAAUCACCAGUUUUCAUUGCUUCAACACUUUUAGAAGACGGUGGUGUUCCCCAGGGAGCAACAUCUGCAUCACUCUUGAAAGAAGCUAUUCAUGUCAUUAGUUGUGGUUAUGAAGAUAAAACAGAAUGGGGGAAAGAAGUCGGAUGGAUUUACGGUUCUGUUACUGAAGAUAUCUUAACUGGUUUUAAGAUGCAUUGCCAUGGCUGGCGGUCAGUUUACUGCAUACCCAGAAGACCCGCAUUCAAGGGAUCAGCGCCUAUCAAUCUUUCUGAUCGUCUGCACCAGGUUCUUAGAUGGGCCUUGGGAUCGGUUGAAAUUUUAUUGAGUAGGCACUGUCCUAUUUGGUAUGGAUAUGGGUGCGGUCUGAAACCUCUGGAGAGAUUUUCGUACAUAAAUUCAGUUGUCUAUCCACUGACUUCACUUCCGUUGAUUGUCUAUUGCACCUUGCCAGCUGUUUGCCUGCUGACCGGGAAAUUCAUUGUCCCUGAGAUCAGCAACUAUGCUAGUAUAGUUUUCAUGGGCCUCUUUAUAUCAAUCGCUGCAACAAGUAUCCUGGAGAUGCAGUGGGGAGGAGUUGGAAUUGAUGACUGGUGGAGAAACGAGCAGUUUUGGGUGAUUGGUGGCGUAUCUUCCCACUUCUUUGCUCUAUUUCAAGGUCUUCUAAAGGUAUUGGCUGGUGUAAACACAAACUUCACUGUUACCUCCAAAGCAGCCGACGAUGGAGAGUUUUCCGAGCUUUACCUCUUUAAAUGGACAUCUUUGUUGAUCCCUCCCAUGACUUUGAUGAUCAUCAACAUUAUUGGAGUCGCAGUUGGGAUUUCUGAUGCCAUAAAUAAUGGGUACGAAUCUUGGGGGCCUCUUUUUGGCAAGUUGUUCUUUGCCAUUUGGGUCAUCGUCCAUUUAUACCCCUUCCUCAAAGGUUUCAUGGGAAAACAAGAUCGACUUCCCACCAUCAUUGUUGUAUGGUCAAUUCUUCUUGCCUCUAUAUUCUCAUUAUUGUGGGUCCGCAUCAACCCAUUUUUGUCAAGGGACGGGAUCGUACUAGAAGUAUGCGGGUUGGAUUGUGAUUAGAUUCAAAGGAUAAGAGUUUUGGUGGUUUCAGGUUUUAUGUGGAAAAUUUGCUCGGGAAUUGCAAGAAUGAUUAAUCUCGGGGUGGUGAUCCUCUGGUGGCAUCUCGGUCACCAAUGAGCACAAGCAACAUAAAGGUAAUUGGAAGAAGGUUGGGGGUGAUUAUGUGUAGAUAAAAAAAGCUGCGAACGUGCACAUUUACAUUGUUCAGCAAAGUUUUCAUUUAUUCUUUGGAUAAGUUGUGUUAUGUGUUCCCAAAAGAAACAUAAAUUAGUUUUCUCAUAAUUUAUAUUCCCUUCUCAAUAAGGGCCUAGUACAAGAGCAUUUUUCCAACCUUCCAAAGGCUCGAAGGUCCACUCUUGUGCUUAGUCUUUCAUGUAACUUGAUUUCUGGAACCAGCCCCCUUGUUUUGGUUACUCAUUGUGUAAUAUUUGAAUAGAUGUAUGCGACGUUGCUGUAAUAAACGGUGCCAUACAUUCACUCAUUGAGUUUAA